Molecule: messenger RNA, 3683 nt
Organism: Microplitis mediator
Lineage: Eukaryota; Metazoa; Arthropoda; Insecta; Hymenoptera; Braconidae
Exons: 3
Coding region: 795-3554 (919 amino acids)
Source: RefSeq, a predicted model, not a curated record
GCAAAACAUAACCUCGUUAAUAAAUCAACUGCAAAUUUCCAAUGAGAUUAAAAAAUAUUAUACAUAAUAAUUUAUUUAUACUUACUAUCAAAUUCAAGAAUUUUCACCUCAUAUCUUGUACUGAUUUGAGUACUUGGAUCCUCCCAUAGAAUUUUUAUUACAUUGCCUUUCUUCCGGCGAGUCUUUGGCAAUUUAUUUGUUUCAACUACAUAUCUUUCCUUGGUACGAAUGAACCAUAUCAAUGCAUAUGUAAAAUCUUCCAAUUUUUUAUUUUUGGGUGGCAUUACGAAUGAAUUAUUAUUAUUAAUAUUAAAUAAUAAAAAGAACACGGCGAGAGUAUUAAAAUAACCACAAUAAUGCUCUGAAAAAGGUCGUUCGUCAGAUUGUUUCCUAUUGUUGAUUCCGCCAUGAUCGAUUUCUGUUGGGUUUCACAGAUAAUUAUGUGAUUGGCUAAAAAGUGGCGGGAAAUUUGAAAACUCAGAAACUCUUUAAUUAAACAACCAAUAAUAUCGUACUAUUAGAUCAUUACGCAUUUUUAAGAUUGGUGGCGUUCCAGUCUAAAUUUUUUUCGAUGUGUUAGUAAAUUCACGUAGUAUUUAUAAAUGUAUUUUAUAAAUAUAUACCGCAUGUAAACAGUCUCAACGUAACCUCAUGGUACAUUUAAUAAACAACGAGUAAUAUUUGCAUCAAUAAAAAUAAUUUCAAUUGAGUGUUAAACUCAAAAUUCAAAGAGAGAUACGCAAAUAUACUAAUAUUUAUUGUGAUUAAGAAUCCAUCGGGUAUUAAAAGUGAAAAUGUCUAACAAAAGUUUCCAUGAUUUGUCUAAACGAAGGAAGAGAGACUAUCUCAAUAGUAUUCGAACAAGAAAUGAUGUUCUUCCGCAAAAUAAUAACAAUAAUGAAGUUGAUAAUAUUCCAUUGAACCAAAGAAUCGAUGACAACAUUAUUGAAAAUAGAAACAAUUUAAAUGAAGACGAGAUCAACUUGGAUGGAGUCUUGGAGUUUCAAAACAUAGUGGAUGCUAGGCCGAUGGACUGUGUAAGACAACGAAAUAUCCUCGAAAAUUCCACUCCAAAUCAACUGAUUAACCCUAGGGUUAAUGACGUAGUAGCAGAAAAUGGUUUAGCAGCUGUCAAUGAAGAACAUUACGAUGUGGAUAAUGCAAAUCUUUAUCCUGAUGAUGUGCAUGAACAGAGAGAAGAAGUUAUGAUGCCAAAUAGAAAUAUUCACACUUCUAAUGUUGUCUGGAAUGAAGUAGAAGAAGAAGAAGAAGAAGAAGAGGAACAAAUUUUUGCUGAAGAAGACGAUGAAGAGGAGAACUUAAGAGACACUAACAAUCUGAAUUAUGAUUUACCUCUCUACAAUGAAGCACCAUUAACAAUUACUCAAAGUAUGUUAUUGAUUGCGACUUUGUUAAUUACUCAUAACAUCACGCAGUCAUGUCUUAUUGACAUUAUAUCUAUAAUAAAUUUACAUUGUUUAAGUGACGGUCUUCAUAAAAAUAGUUUGUUUAAAUUCAAAAAGUUUUUUGCUUUGGGAAAUUAUAACUACACUAAUCAUAAGAAACAUUAUUAUUGUUCAAAUUGCCUAAAAGGCUUAACCUCUUCAAAUGAAGCUUGUCCAGAAUGCUUAAACAGCAAAACAGUUCACUUUAUAACCUUAUCAAUUUCCGAGCAACUGCAAGAAUUAUAUAACCGGCCAGGAUUUUACCAACAAUUGCAAAACCGGUUCCGACAGCCAUAUUUGAAUGGAAAUAUCAUGAAUGAUGUCUACGAUGGUUCUUUAUACAAAAAUAUUGAGAGCAACGGUUAUUUAUCUAACCGAAAUAAUAUAUCAUUCAUGUGGUAUACUGAUGGUGUUCCGGUUUUCAAAUCGUCACAAAUAAGUAUUUGGCCUUUGUACUUAACGAUCAACGAAUUACCUUUUAAAGAACGGGCCAAGCGUCAUAACUUAUUGUUAGCUGGAUUGUGGUUUGGUAAAACUAAACCUGAUGCUAAUCUAUUUAUCGAUAAGCUGCACUCACAAUUCACAAAACUUCUUGAAGGUGUGAAGUAUGCUCUAUCUGAUGGACAGGAAAUAUUUGUUCAAGCAGCAUUGCUAUUUGGUACGUGCGAUAAUCCUGCCAAAACACAUUUUCUAAACUUUAAACAGUUCAAUGGUUUUUAUGGUUGCCCAGUUUGCUUAGAACCAGGAGAGAGUUAUCGUUGUUCAACUGGGGGAACGACGCACGUUUACAGAUUCACUCAAAAUCCAAGUAUGCGAACAACUGAGCAGUCUAUACAGCAUGCAAAUAUUGCAUUAGAAAAUAACAGCGAACACUUUGGAGUCAAAGGUCCAUGUGCUUUAUCAAACAUAAUGCCGGAUUUUAUAGCAGGAACAGCAAUCGAUAAAAUGCAUUGUGUAGAUAAUGGUGUGGUAAAAAAACUCUUGUCUUUGUGGUUCGACAGUACUUAUAAUAGUUUUCGUUAUUCACUAUAUCCUGUAAUUCAGGUGAUUAAUGAUCGAUUAACUAGUAUAAAACCACCAAAAUUCGUCCACCGAUUGCCACGAACAAUAGAAGAACUAACUCACUGGAAAGCUUCAGAACUUAGAAUGUGGUUUUUCUAUUAUUCGCUACCAGUCUUAUCUGAUGUAAUGCAAAAUGUUUUUUUUGAACAUUUUAUGCUAUUAGUUAUAGGUAUUGCAUACCUUUCAUCUGAUAGUAUUACGCAUGAAAUGAUCGAUGAAGCACAAAGGUUAUUAAAUAAAUUUGUCAGUGAUUUUGAAACGCUUUAUGGGCUCCAAAAUUGUUCUAUUAACAUACAUUCACUUCUUCACUUACCAGAAUAUGUAAGACGAAUUGGGCCUUUGUGGACAACUUCUUGCUACGUCUUUGAAGAUUUGAAUGGGCAAUUCUUGAAAUUAAUACAUGGGACCAGGUACAUUGAUUCCCAAAUUGCAAAUAUACAUGGUCAGUUACUCAGGAUGCACAAAUAUCAAGAACAGCUACCUGACGGACCUUUACGGGAUUUUUGUAUCAUCAGAAAAUACGGAGUUAAAAUUUGCGAAAAGAUAUUCAGACAUUGUUACAGUGUUGGAACUUAUGUCUAUUUCGAUGAUAUUCCGCAAUUUUUACAUAGAGCAGUACAACACUUACUACCGAUUAGAAACAUAAAAAAAUACCAUCGAUUAUUGAAAGACUGUCAAUUGUAUGUUUCGGAACAGUAUUCACGAGAUUUAAAAACACUAUCAUCUGACGUACAGUAUACGGAUCAUGCAGGAAUACCACGUUUCGGCAGAGUUUGUUGCUUCAUCAAAAUUACUGAGUGCGAAUGCUUAAAUACUUGUCACUGUGAUGGCACUCAUCAUGCGAUAAUAAAAAAAUUUGAAUUCAACGAUGCUUUUCAACUGUCAUAUAACAACGAAAAUAUAACGGUACCACAUUUAUAUGAAUGUACGAUAACUGAAGAACCUAUAGCUGUUCCAGUAAAAUUUUUAAAAUCUGUUUGUAUAUCUAUAAAAAUAGAUCAUCGAUUAUUUGUUGCUCAACCAGUAAACACGAAAGAAUUAGAAUAAUAAGUAGAAUUUAAUGUUGUGAUACUGAAUAAAAUAAUUAAAAGUACUGUUCAUUUGUGGUGGUAAAAUUACUAUUACUUUUUUUAACUUUUCCUGAAAAUAAACUUGUGAGUUUCUCGAGUAAACAAA